Indicator indicator is the source of this 1171-nucleotide messenger RNA. RefSeq names its product tubulin alpha 8 (gene TUBA8). The transcript is spliced from 4 exons. The record is from RefSeq and is a predicted model, not a curated record. Gene Ontology annotation, biological process: mitotic cell cycle; microtubule cytoskeleton organization. Bases 16 to 1158 code for a protein of 380 amino acids. Gene Ontology annotation, cellular component: microtubule; cytoplasm. NCBI's taxonomy places the organism in Eukaryota, Metazoa, Chordata, Aves, Piciformes, Indicatoridae. Gene Ontology annotation, molecular function: structural constituent of cytoskeleton; GTP binding.
GUGCCACGGGCUGUAAUGGUGGACUUGGAACCAACUGUAGUAGACGAAGUGCGGGCUGGUGCCUUCCGGGAACUUUUUCAUCCAGAACAGCUGAUCACUGGAAAGGAAGAUGCAGCUAAUAACUAUGCCCGUGGCCACUACACCAUUGGCAAAGAAAGCAUUGACAUGGUGCUGGAUCGCGUCCGUAAGCUGACUGAUGCCUGCUCUGGUCUGCAAGGAUUCCUGAUCUUCCACAGCUUUGGUGGGGGAACUGGCUCUGGCUUUACCUCCUUACUGAUGGAACGCCUCUCUGUGGAUUACGGAAAGAAGUCGAAACUGGAAUUUGCCAUCUACCCGGCCCCUCAGGUCUCCACUGCUGUGGUGGAGCCCUACAAUUCCAUCCUGACCACACACACCACCCUGGAGCAUUCAGACUGUGCCUUCAUGGUGGAUAACGAGGCCAUUUAUGACAUCUGCCGCCGGAACCUGGACAUAGAGCGCCCCACUUACACCAACCUGAACCGCCUCAUCAGCCAGAUUGUCUCCUCCAUCACCGCCUCGCUGCGCUUUGACGGGGCCCUCAAUGUGGAUCUGACGGAGUUCCAGACAAACCUGGUGCCCUACCCACGCAUCCACUUCCCCUUGGUGACCUAUGCCCCCAUUAUCUCCUCUGACAGAGUGUACCACGAGCAGCUCUCGGUGGCUGAGAUCACCAGCUCCUGCUUUGAGCCCAACAACCAGAUGGUGAAGUGUGACCCCAGACAUGGGAAGUACAUGGCCUGCUGCAUGCUUUACCGCGGUGAUGUGGUUCCCAAAGAUGUCAACGUAGCAAUUGCUGCCAUCAAGACCAAGAGAACUAUCCAGUUUGUUGACUGGUGUCCAACAGGCUUCAAGGUUGGAAUCAACUAUCAGCCUCCAACAGUAGUUCCUGGUGGAGACCUGGCCCCAGUUCAGCGAGCGGUCUGCAUGCUGAGCAACACCACAGCCAUUGCAGAGGCUUGGGCAAGGCUUGACCACAAGUUUGAUCUGAUGUAUGCCAAGAGAGCUUUUGUUCACUGGUACGUGGGUGAAGGUAUGGAGGAGGGAGAAUUCGCAGAGGCCCGAGAGGACCUAGCUGCCCUGGAGAAAGACUAUGAAGAAGUGGGAACUGAUUCUUUUGAAGAAAAUGAUGGGGAAUAAUUUGAAAAUACAC